This is a messenger RNA of Anguilla rostrata (American eel), 7869 nucleotides long. RefSeq names its product guanine nucleotide binding protein (G protein), gamma 12a (gene gng12a). The transcript is spliced from 4 exons. Gene Ontology annotation, molecular function: G-protein beta-subunit binding. Gene Ontology annotation, biological process: G protein-coupled receptor signaling pathway. Gene Ontology annotation, cellular component: heterotrimeric G-protein complex. Bases 4857 to 5075 code for a protein of 72 amino acids. The record is from RefSeq and is a predicted model, not a curated record. Lineage: Eukaryota; Metazoa; Chordata; Actinopteri; Anguilliformes; Anguillidae.
CAGCGGUGUCCUCAGGCCUGCUUAAUGUGGGAACGCAUUUUCUCUCACGUCUUGUGUGGCCCCAUAUAGGGUCAAAUGUGGAGUUAAAAUAUCUAAUGUGUCAAAAACCGCUGUGAGUACACUUCAGCUAGUGGAGGGGGAGGGUGUUUACCUCACUGGUUCUUGGGGGUUCAAGCCUGGUUUCUGCCCAGUUUCCCUUCUGUUUCUCUGUAAAGCAUCUUUGUGACAGUUCUCUGUAAACUAAGAUAAGAUAGUUCGUUUACUGUCAUUCCUUCUCCUUACAGGUUAUGCAAAGAGUAGAACGAAAUAUAGUGCCCCUGGGGCCAUAGUGCAAUACUAUGAAAGCUCUAUACAAAAUGAAUUGAAUUGAAGAGCACGUGACAAGCCGUGUUUAAUUUUACUGGUGCAAAUGCACACUAUAUACAGCAUGUUAUUUCUGUCAUAUUUACCCUGCGACUCACCGCAAGCUCACCUACGCUCCCCUGGGCACAGCAGUGACGUCGUGCCACCAGUCCAAACUCUUCCGGAGGGUUCUGCAGGGAGAGUUCGGCCUCUCCGUCCGUCCCGAACAGCCGUCCUCAGUACCGCCCCCGGUCUCCCGCGUGGAGAUGGGGCCCGGGUCGUGUCCCCGGCCUGCGGGGGGCUCCUGCAGCGGGACGCGGCGGCGGCAGCCGCGGUGGGUGACCUCCUGGGUGACGUCAGACGGCGGCGAAGGACGGAUGACGUCCCACCGUCCCCAAGGACACCGUCGCUGGGCCGUUACGGGGGGGGGGGGGGGGUUAUUUAUAGAAGCACCGCACCACCCUGUCCAGGACCGGCCUUCUGCCCGUUACUCGCCCUCUGUCACCUCAUCCGAUGCACAGAGGUCACGGAUUCAGGGUCCAGCAAACGCACCGUUUCAUGUCUCCCGUCCAUUUGAGGCUCUUUUAAAUCCAUUUUUUUAUCUUUCGUAGUGUGAAGGUAACAUAAUUGGUGAACAAAUUUUAAAGCGCAGUUCCUCUUUUCUAUAAUUUUAGAGGGCUAUAAGGAAAGGUGGAGACGGUGGUACCUGCUGGUAUUUUUAGAGCGGAGAUUUUGAUGGAUGCGGGAUGCAACAGCCUCGAAUGAUUGGUCCAGAAGCGUGAAGCGGUGUAAGCGCUGGCCAUCCGUGUUUAGAGACGCGUGUUCAGAGAUCGGCGCCCGGCGGAGGCUGGGGGUAAAGAAAAUGGCUUUUUAAUGCUUUUACCGAAUCUUCAUAAUCGCCCUUCUGCUUUCACUGCUGGAAGCGUGCAGCCGACCAGCAACAUCAUUUCAUGAAGGGAAAGCAUCUAAUGUAACUCAAGUCCUGGGGUGCGUGGCGGUGAUGCUUUAAGGGUAUUUCUUUUAAUUUAAUAUUACUGGAGAAAAUACGACCGGUGAAAUGAUACAGACAGAGAUGCCACUGAAUGUGACAGGCCCUGAAAUAUCACACAGCAGGCCUAAAAAGAGACCGCUGGAGUUGUACUGCCCGUGAUGUCAGAGCUUAACAUUGCAUCACUGUCAUCGUUCGUCUGAACUGGUGAAUUGAUUCAGGUUGAGCUGUAUUGAUCUCGUCCACCAGUGUACCGCAGCUCUCAACCCGGAUGUCUCCGCAGGUAUAAAGCAGCCCGUGACAAAUGUUACUGAUGGCUCGCAAACAUAUUUAACCGUCGCACAGUUUCUCCCUUUAGUCACUCAUUGACGGAGUACAGUUAGACUGAGAUUAGGGCUGACCUGAGAAGUACUGACUGCUGGAGCUGCUAUGGGAAUGGGUUGAGGGACGGCCAUUUUGUCAAAUUCUCAGCUGGACCUUCGUAUGGGGCCCUUGUAAUCUGUGAACUCAAGAAGCAGGCCAUGGUCACAUAUUGAAUGGCCAGAGAACAGAUUCCCACGGUUUUUUUUAUCAAGGUGGUGUUAUGACCUCAUGCUCAAUACGGCACUUGGCGUGAGGGACUUUAGUUUCUCUUUAGCUUUCUGGAUGGUCUUAACCUGAAUUCUUUGGCAUGCUAAUCCUUCCAGCAAAUUGGAACAUUGAAACAAGUGACAUGAAUAGUUGAUUUUAGUUGUUUACAAUAUGCAUGUAGUUUACCUUAAAAAGGUGGAUCUUACCCAGCUGAUUAUACUGUGUAAUACUGAAAGUAAUGUGUAAUUCUGAAAGAACUCAAAGGUGAUGUGUUCAAAAAAAACUACCUGUUACCAGAAGCAUGCGGCUGGCUCAGGUAGAAGGGUCAUAAAUACAAGGAACACAAGCUGACAGCGGAGCUCAUAAAGUUAUGAGGGCUCAUCGAGUUUGUCCAUUAACAAAGUUAUGGAAAUUGAAGUCUCAGGGUGUUGGCGGUUAUGGAUGGCAGUUGGCGUGACUCCAGCGAUAUGCCGGAGGUUUGUGUGCCACAGAGUGAUUACAGGGCUGCAGUGAACUGUUUGUGUGGCCUCAGUCAGAAUCAAUGUUUUUCUGACAGAACACAAAAAAAAAUGCAGGCCCAGCCUAUUAAAAUGAAAUCACACUGACUGGCGGUUGUUUUUUUCAGGGCCUGCGUGCCGAUUGGCUGGCGGCUGGCAGCUUCCUGCCUUUGUGGUCAGCGGUGAUGUGACAUGUAAAACACAAUAGUGAAGUGCCGUUGUGCUGCCUGUGGUUAAUGUGUGCUUUUGUUUACUGUGUCGCAGAGUUUCUGUGAACUUGUUUGCCAAACAUUUAUCGUGAUGUUAUCUUUUUUCAAAAGAAGCAAACUAGCACCAUGGGCGUAAAAAAGCCAGCUAUAGGGAUGUUCUCAGCCUGAGAAAAAAAAAGGUACAAAAAAGUGCUUUAAAAGGUAAACUACAUGGCCAAAAAUAUGUGGACACCCAAACAUCACACCCAUAUGUGCUUGUUAAACAUCUCAUUCCAAAACCAUGGGCAUUAAUAUGGAGUUGGUUCCCCCUUUGCUGUUGUAACAGCCUCAACUCUUCUCUUGCUUUCCACUAGAUUUUGGAACACGGCUGUGGGGAUUUGCUUCCAUUCAGCCACAACAGCAUUAGUGAGGUUGGGCACUGAUGUUGGGCGAUAAGGCUGGCUCGCAGUAGGCGUUCCAUUUCAUCCCAAAGGUGCUCGAUGGGUCAAGUUCUUCCACACUAAACUCGCCAAACCAUUUCUUUAUCUGCUUCAGCACUCGCCGGUCCCGUUCUGUGAGCUUGUGUGGCCUGCCGCUUCGAAGCUGAGCCGUUGUUGCUACUAGACAUUUCCACUUCACAAUGACAGCACGUACAGUUGACCAGGGCAGCUCUAGCUCUGUGCUUGAUGAACUGACUUGUUGAAAAUGUAGCAUCAUAUGACAGUGCCACGUUGAAAGUCUCUUCAGUACAACCCAUUCUACUGCCAAUGUUUGUCUAUGGAGAUGACUAUGCUGCAUUUUAUGCACCUGUUAGCAAUGGGUGUGGCUGAAGUAGCCGAACCUACUAAUUAGACGGCGUGUCCACAUACUUUUGGCCAUGUAGUGUAUUAGCACUCUUGUCACUGGUGUGGUACCCUAUAGGUACAUAAAAUUGUACCCCUAGCCUGCGAUACCAAAAUCAUUUGCACCUUUUUUGCAUAUAAAUGGCAGGUGUACCCCAAUGAAAACAUUAUUGUACUUUCAGCUUACAUUUGGGAAAUUUGUUCCAUAAAGAACAAAAAAUGUACCUCUACUGUAACUUUAUUUCUGACUGUGCUGGGAGAAAAUAAAAUGUAGGCUAAAUUAAUCUUGACGUGUCAAUACCUUGGUGUGUGCCCAAUUGAGUAAAAACACAUUCCUCAGGGGUUCUUUUUCCAGUUAAUGAAAUUCAGUCCAAUUAUAUGCUCGUUUACGUCAUACGACAGUUGGAAGUUAAAUGACUUCAAAUUUUCUAGAGAGCAUGCUGGGUGCCAUUUAAGUGCCCCCAUUUAUUUAAAUGGUUUAGGAGCUAAAUUUGUGAUUAGUGGUGCGUCAACCUUUUGAUUAAAUCUGCGGAUGAGCAACAGGAGUUUGUCCUCAGGUAGCUACCAUGCUUCAUAGCAGAACGAACCCUAUUCCUUCUUGCUGUGGCUUUUGUUUGGUUUGUUGGAUUUCAAACGUUAGUAAAAUUGCCUUAUUUUGUGGCUGCUGGGCCUGCAUGUCACCAUGGAUACCAUGCUCCUCCUGGGCAAUGGGGAACAGUGUUUCCAUGACCGUUUUGGAAUAGUUUUAAGUAGAGCUGGCUCCUAGUAGCACAGAGAGCAGACAGUCUGCGGUCUAAAUAGCAGUGUGAAGGGGGCCAUCACAAACAUGGGACGGGAAGGAGAGUUGCAUACUGUAACAUGCUGCCUAGCAACUGCUAGACAUAAUAGGUAGCCUAAUAAUAGUUUUGUGUAGCUUGUGUUUUUCCUAUAAAAUAUCACUGCUAUGUUGAAAGGACGCAAUGUUUGUGUGCUUCUGUGAGUUUGCGUUGGCAAUAGACUCAAAUGGGAUAUCCUAGCCUACAGUUCGGGUUCAGCCCAUCUGUGUAAUGAGUUUGACUAGCUAACGAACUUCAGUGCUCAAUGGAUAAGGGAAACGUCAGUGGAAUCCACAGGGCCAGCGUUUUAUGCCGUUACAGCUUUGAACAGUGCUGCUGUGACUCAGCUGUCGAUGUGUGCGCUUUCACUUGGGUGCGUGUUUAACGAUGUGACGCGUUUGCCGUGAAUGUAAGCUGACACAACUGUGGUUGAACUGGAACAUUUCCUCACUAAGUGUUUGGCUACAGGCCUACUGAUAUAAUUAUCCGUUGUCUCUUUUUGGUUUAUAUUGUUUAUGGAGCAGCUGUUAUCACAAGACACACAGAGGUAACGGCCAGGCCGGCUUCUGCCGUUGGAGUCCAUUUAAAGGAGAACGCAGUGCCCGUAGACUAAGAUGUCCUCUAAUAUGCCGAGCUCUAACAGCAUAGUGCAGGCACGGAGGACGGUGAUGCAGCUGAGGAUGGAGGCUAGCAUGAAUAGGAUAAAGGUGUCCAACGCAUCAGCAGACCUCAUGCGCUACUGUGGAGAAAACGCCAAGUACGACCCCUUGCUCAUGGGCAUCCAUCCGUCAGAAAACCCCUUCAAGGACAAAAAGCCCUGCACAAUAUUGUAGUGGGUCGCCCCCUAACUCGUGUGCUUUUUAAAUGUUCCUUUUUUAUAGAUCGAAAACAAUUUAAAACAACUGUAAGUUCCCCUGAAAUCACCCUAAAUGUGCCCCCCUUAUUAAAACUAGUGCAAGUUAACAGGUUGAAUUGCAGCCAUUGUUUGCCUUCGCCACUGCAUUCCGACUGAUCGAAAGGAGAAGAAGAAAAAGCACAACGUAAACAUGCGCCGCGGUUUCUGAGACGUAAUUGGCUGGUAAUCUGUGUCCGUGGAAACAAAGCUUGAGGAUGAGGAAUGGAUGCUGAUAUUGGAUUCGGCGUGAAGCCCGCAAGGGCAGCGUCAUGCAAGCUGCGAUUUCUGCUGCUUUUGAGACCAGCUGCCCUGGAAUACAAAAAAUAAAGAAAUUGUAGUCAUCAAAAGCCUAAACAAUGGUCUCUAGUUCCUAGUGUCCGUACUUUCUUCAGCCAAUCAGGACCCAUUGAUAACUCGGCUUGAUUAGAUCAUUUGUUAAUAGUGAAUGGCGCUGAUAAGCAGUUGCAACACUGCCCUAGCAAGCUUGCAGCGUCUCUAUCUUCCGUAUGACCGGCCUGCACUGUUAAUGAAUGACCCCCCGUGCUGAAAAGGAAGCCCUGGUUCUCGCGGCCGUUCGUCACAGAGGGAGGGGGCGGGGCUGGACUAAAAGGUCACUGCCUUCACGUAAGAGUCUGGAAACUACGCUUUAGUGUGGGCCGUGACAGUGCGUCAGUUGUGACCUCAUCAUGCUGGCCACGCCCCUCCCUCGAUGUGACUGCAUAGAUUCACGUACAGAGACGCAGCGGGAAGGGGCAUAACCGUUCAGUGGGGGGUUUUUUAAUUGUUAUGAUGAGGCUACAUGCUUAAAUUGAACGGGAAGAAUGAAAGAAGGGGACAAAGCAAUAAAAACUAAAAAAAGAAACUCUCUUACUUGAUUAUUAUCUGCUUCAGAUCAACGCAUGUCUGAGGCCAGUCUGAUGUUCACCUCAAACUCUGUUUCCGUAUCUCCUUCCUGUUCCUUCUGUUGAACAUAUGGAGACUGAAUGUCUUGUUCUCUCCGGUUUACAUGAUUUUGUGUUCAGUUCUUUUGAGGUGAUACAGCUUAAGGAACCUGUGAACCCACCCUACCCAGUCACUUUUACAAAAGCAAGUGUUUUUAAACACCAUUGCUGUUCAUUGUGCAUAGUUUCUCCAUAUUUCUGGUCUAAUUUAUUCUUAAUUCAGCUAAAGAAUCAAUAAUCCUAUUUUUUCAGUGAUUAAAUUCAAGUUCCAAGGACAAACUUACAAAUAUCCUCCACCGCUGAUCGGUUCCAUGCAGUACAUUGCUACAGUAUUCCAUUACAGGCGCAAGUCUCUGCAGUCAUUGUAGUAUAUAUGUGCAACGAUGCACAGCCAUUUGUUUGAUGACUAAUAAGUAAGAGUUUUGAAGUACUGUAUUAAAACCUAGAAUAAAUCCUGUACUUGUUUGCCUUUGAAAUCGGUACCCUGUGACUAGCCUAGCUAAGCCCAACCAGCCGUAGGUAUGUGAUAGCCAUGCAGGACAAUUUUAUUGCUGUGUAAUAUGAUGAUGUUUAAAUGGUAACCCUUUAAAGUGCAUAUGCCUUACAUUACUAUGAAGGAAAUUUCUGUUUCUGUCAGUUUUUUUAUUUUUUUAAAUAAUUGACAUCUACCGAAUAUAAGAGUUCAAGCUUACUUGUGCCAAUGUGUCCACGGAUUGCACCAGAAACGGAAGCAUUAUGUCAUAAAAAAAAGGUUUGCCUGGUUGUACUACAAAUACACGGUGCUCAUAGCUCAACAUACUGCUGUGGCUGAUGUCUGGAAGGGGUCUUCAUUCAAGUGAUUAUAUUAACGUGAUUUUUUUUUUGUUUGGAUUAUUGCACGGUUUGACAUUCCAUGUUUACAGCUGUCCUCCUCUUCCCGGUCAUACAGUGCCACGGUCGUGCCGCAGAUGGAGGUGCCACUGCCUGACUGGCAGGUUAUAGCCGCUUAGCAGCAAUGGCCUUAGCUAAAGUGCGUCUAGCUCCCCCGCUCAUCAUCCACUGAUAGUGAAUCUCUGUGACUGUUCACCUGUGAGUGACCUGACCUGUCCUCAGCGCCAUGUUCCCCGCUAACAAAAAAUGUUCUCACAGUUUUGUCACUGUUGUAACAUUGCCAUAACAUUGCGGCAAUGUGGUGUGAAUGUUUUGUGUUAGCUGGGUUAACAACGCCUCGGCUCGGCUGUGUCCCCACGCCUUCUCUCUUGUGUUUCAGAUAUAAAGUUGGUUCAUUUUCUUUUGUGACUCCACUGCAGUCUCUCUGACUGCGUACUGUCUUAAGGGGAGCGCUGUUUGAGCAGAUUUCUGCCUGUUGGAGAAGUUAAAUCUGUGGAAGGUGAUUGUGUUUCUGCGUGGUUCUUACUCCAAACGUGCCCUCUCACUACCUAACUAAAAUGGCCUGGUGAUCACUGUGGAAAAUUCCUCUCUUGAAGAUGUCUCCUUUUGCUGUUUCUUUGUAUGGUAUAACUUGCCUAACUAGCUCCAGACUUGAUUCUUGCUUUUUAAAAAAAUUUUUAUUGUUAUUUUUAUUUUGGUCCUUUUGGUACCUUUUUUGCCUUUAAUUUCAAGAACACUGCUUAAAGAAAAAGGAAACUCAUUGUUUUUUGCCAACUUAACUCCUGUAACUGAUGGAUUUGCUUUCUUUAGAUUUAGAUUUAGCUAUUCCUCUUGGUGGAUUUUGGAGCUGUAUUUUAGUUUCCUGUACUGUAAAUGUUGAAAGGUUUCCUACUUCAUUAAACAUAAUUGUGGUCUAGUUGA